AUGGCUUCCAAGCCUAUUCUCCUGGUCCUAGGUGCAGGACCCAAUAUCGGAAUCCACGUCUCGAAAUUUUUCGCAGGCCGGGGCUACAAAGUUGCUUUGGCGUCAAGAAGCAAACCGAGUUUUGAUGGUGGUCAGGAGCUCCAUAUACCAGUUGACUUGAGUAAUCCAGAGAACGUUCCUGGUGUGUUUGAAGCAGUCAGGGCAAAGUUUGGGGAAUCCCCAAGCGUCGUUGUGUACAAUUGUGCUUCACACGUCGACGACAACAUGCAUGAUCCUUUAUCAAGCUUUUCGUUGAGCGAGUAUGUGAAGCAUCAGAAUAUCAACACUAAUUCAGUGCUGGUCGUGCUCCAGGAGGCGGUCUCAGGAUUCCGCAGUUUGUCCGACCCAGAUGCGGCAAAGACAUUUAUCUACACUGGAAACAUCUUGAACGUGAUUACGAUCCCUGGACGAUUGACUUUUGGACUGGGAAAGAGUGGAACUGCGUACGCUAUCAGAACACUAGUUGAAGGAAAUGUUUACUCUGAGGAGGGAAUUUGCUUCUAUUACACCGAUGAACGUACCGUAGAUGGUCUACCGGUCUACAGUGAAAUCGAUGGUGAGACCGCAGCAGAAGAAUAUUUUAGGCUCGCCGAAAUGAGAGAGCAAGGGCCAUGGCUUUUUAAUUAUGUUAAAGGAUUAGGCUUCAGAAGUUUUGAAGGAAUGGAGGAUGUUAUUCGAAGCACAGUGAUUUCAGGCCGCAAUCUAGCAGCUAAUAGCAGUGCCUAG
Exophiala aquamarina CBS 119918 is the source of this 765-nucleotide messenger RNA. RefSeq lists its product as uncharacterized. The record is from RefSeq and is a predicted model, not a curated record. NCBI's taxonomy places the organism in Eukaryota, Fungi, Ascomycota, Eurotiomycetes, Chaetothyriales, Herpotrichiellaceae. The coding region runs from base 1 to 765 and encodes 254 amino acids. The transcript is spliced from 3 exons.